This is a messenger RNA of Belonocnema kinseyi, 633 nucleotides long. RefSeq names its product carbonic anhydrase 1-like. The transcript is spliced from 6 exons. The record is from RefSeq and is a predicted model, not a curated record. Gene Ontology annotation, molecular function: zinc ion binding; carbonate dehydratase activity. NCBI's taxonomy places the organism in Eukaryota, Metazoa, Arthropoda, Insecta, Hymenoptera, Cynipidae. Gene Ontology annotation, cellular component: cytoplasm. The coding region runs from base 1 to 633 and encodes 210 amino acids.
AUGAAACAGUUACACCUGAUAGUGACUAUUCUUUCUGGUCUUUUAUUAGGAGCACAGUCAUUUAAUUAUAGGGAUCGUAAAGAUUGGGGUAAAAACUUUCCAGUAUGUAGCGAUGGGCAACAUCAAUCUCCCAUACAAAUGGUUCCAGAUUCCAAGGGUGAAUUUCCAAUGUAUGGUACAGGAGGGCAAAUUUUUGACUUUAAUCUACUUCCAGACGAAAUUAUCAUGACAAAUAAUGGUUACACUGUGGAAUUAAAACCUAAAUGGUCUGAAGAUACUCCAAGGGUAACGGGUGGUCCUCUAAAAGGAACUUACGUAUUUGAAAAAACCACUUUUCAUUGGAGCAAAUACAAGGGUAACGGGAGUGAGCACACUUUAUAUAAUGAGAAGACGAAAAAAAAUUUUGAGUACGAUAUGGAGAUGCAGAUGUAUUUUUAUAAACAGGAGUACAAAACAUUUACGAAAGCUAGAAAUCAAAAAGGCGGUCUUGCAGUAUUUGUAAACUGGCUUAGGCUCCAUGAAUUCUGGAAAAUAAAUCUGGCUAUGGGAUAUCCAUCGAAUAUUAGACCUCCCCAGGCGCUAAACGGUCGUGAAAUUAAGACUGUGCAGUUUACUGCUAAAGGUCACUACUAA